Pelodiscus sinensis (Chinese soft-shelled turtle) is the source of this 1760-nucleotide messenger RNA. The record is from RefSeq and is a predicted model, not a curated record. Lineage: Eukaryota; Metazoa; Chordata; Testudines; Trionychidae.
UGUAAAGAAAAUCGUUAGCCAUGGAUGUAUUCAUGAAAGGGCUUUCCAAGGCUAAAGAGGGAGUUGUGGCAGCAGCAGAAAAAACCAAACAGGGUAUGGCAGAAGCAGCAGGAAAGACGAAAGAGGGAGUUCUCUAUGUAGGUUCCAGGACCAGGGAAGGAGUUGUUCAUGGUGUCACAACAAUGGCUGAGAAAACCAAAGAGCAAGUGUCUAAUGUCGGGGGAGCUGUGGUGACGGGAGUGACAGCAGUAGCACACAAGACAGUGGAAGGAGCAGGCAAUAUUGCUGCAGCCACUGGCUUAGUCAAGAAGGAUCAGAUGGCUAAACAGAAUGAAGAAGGGCUCUCGCAGGAAGGAAUGAUGGAUAGUACAGAUAUGCCAAUGGAUCCAGAUAAUGAAGCUUAUGAAAUGCCUCCUGAGGAAGAAUAUCAAGAUUAUGAACCUGAAGCAUGAAAAUAUGUUCCCUCUAUGUUCUGAAAUCUUCUAACAAAGACGUCCUGUCCUGUACAAGUGCUGAGUUCCAAUGUGCCCAGUUGUAAACUUUUUUUUACAGCUUUUACAGUGUAUUUUGAAGUCUUCCAUCAGCAAUGAUUGGAGUGUCUGAGACUGUGCCCAGGUUUCAUUUCAGUGAUUCCCUCCUACUGAAUUGAACAACUGGGUGUCAGAGUCAUUGAUGUGCUGUGGAUAUUGUGGCUUCAACUUUUAAAUGUACAAAAAAAAUAGAAAAAACCCACCUAAGUGUCUAUUGCUUAUUUAUAAAGCUGUACAUGUUUUUUUGAUUGUCAGUAACUUUGUAUUGUUUCUGAUACAAGGAUUUUAUUUGUUUUGUAUUAUUAUUCUGUGUUGGGGUUAACAUAUUGUGAGAAUUGUUAUAUAUAUAUAUAAAAUGAAGCAUGAACUAUGCACCUAUAAAUAUUAACUAUUAAUAUUUUUAUUGUUCGUGAUGUAUUUUAUUAAUGUGUGUCUGUAAAUAAUGGUGUACAACUGAAGCAAAUAAAAUGUAAUUCACUAAAAAUGAACUUUCAAAUUGGUGGUGAGUUGGAGCACUUUUUUAUGCUCCAGCUCCUUAAUAAUUUUGGUCGCCCUCCACUGGACAUCUUCAUGGUAGGUGUAGAAGAAUGAAAUAGUCUGAAGCAUGGACCUGGUGCUUGAACCAAAGUAAGCAAGAGUUACACUAUGAGUAAUAGGCUGUGUCAAAAGCAGAUGUUUGCCUGCAAGUCAGUUUCGCUUGGCACUAGAACUGCUAACGCUGAUAAAAGCACAUGGUGUAUAUAAAUUCAUUUCACCAUGACAGUACAAGGGCACCCAUCUGAGUAUAUGAUAAAAUAGUUUGAAACAACAAGAGUGAAAGCAUAACAACGGGUAGGUGAAAGCUUUGGAAGAAGUACAAGGGGAGAUACCAAACAUGUCAUUGUGCAUAAGAUGAUACAUACCUUGUGUAUCAUAGAUUGUUUAUCUCUGUCAAUAAAUGUUGGGAUACCUUGACUUAACUAUUUGGCUGGCUUAGGGGACAAUAGUGAAAUCCAUACUAUUGACUGAGGCGAGUCCAUUGUCACAGGUACAAAUGCAUAGGAGCUCAGAGGCCAUCUGUCUACUGACGACUAUUAAUGUACUUCGACAAUAAACCUGACUUGGGUGCCUUCAUAUCUUUUCAAAAUCUGUGGUCUUUGAGGGCUCGCAUGAAGUCUAUUAUGCCAGCUACCUGUGCAGAGCUGCAUGAUAUACUGAGGAAGCAUACGGAAAUGCAUGCAGACAAACAUU